GGAGAGAAGCAUGGAUAGAGCAUCCAUGAAGCAAGGCAACUUAAAUUCAUUGCACAUCACAUUACUAUUUGUGAAGACAAAGGGUACCAGGAGCAUGUACAGAUAAGAUAACAAUCUUUCGCGCUAGCAUACUGACAUUUCAAUUAUACAUCCUGUCAUGUCGUUGUAAGAAUGGUAUGAUUGGAAGCGCUGCGACACAUGAUACAUCACUGUUGUGUGCUGAUUUACAUUGUUCAGCAGGUCAUAGAACAGACACCUGGCUAAUAAUCAUGAACGAAAUAAUUUGUUCUUUUUGCUAGUAUAAAAUAUGGCGAUUGGUGCCCUGUCACCUGACAUGUCACUUUCUUUCCUUUUCUUUUCUGUUUACAAGUCCAUUUCGAUACACAUAUAUUCCUGGCACGUGGACAGGAAUUGUACAGUCAUGCAUGCAAGUGACUAGACAAAGGGCCUGCAAUCAGCUCAAAUGACCUCAUCGAGUUUGCCAGGAAUUUUACGAGGGAAAAGCAGCAGGGGAGAUUUCCAUUCCAUGCCAUCUUGCGUUUUACCGGCCGGUUUAUCUACUUCGAUCCAACAUCCAACCCGGGCGGCUCACGCUUCACGCCCCGCCUGCUCGUCACCACGCAUUUGACGUUCGCUCGAAUUAGAUCACGGUCAAGGUGGCCGACACGCCAGCAAGCAUGAAGAGCUCCGGCGUCGUGCUAGUGCUCCUGCUGGCCAUCGCCAUGGCGAGCUGCAGGCUCUCGCUCGCUGCCACCGCCGCCGCCACUCACGAGAGCGGCGCCAGCAUUCCCGCCAUCCUGGGCCGCGAGCUGCGGGAGUUCAUCGCCAGGGCCGGCAACAUGUUCCGGUCGUCGGGGGCUGACGGCUGGCGCGCCGCGGCCACGAACGCCACCGCCGACGCCGACGCCGACGCCGAGGCGAAGAACCUGCGUGCCGUGGCGGCGUCCCGGAGGCGGCGGCCCGCCAGGAAGUCCGCGGGCUGCGUCAGCGCCGCGGCGUGCCGGAAGAGGCGCGUGAUCUGCGCCAAGAGGUGCUACCGCGCCUUGCGCGCCGCCAGCCUGACCCACGUCCCCUCCCGAUGCGUCGUCAAGUGCAGGAAGUGCGUGCCCACCUGCUAGAUCGCGCAUCGCGCCGCGUCGCGUACUCGCGUCGCCGGAGUUGCUACUUCUUGUCGUCGUAGGCUCGGUGGAAUAAAGAUGCAGAACCCUGUUCCGUGCGGUAGUAGGUCGUAGUGAAUAUUGUGAUUUCUAUACUGUACCCCGUCAGCACGUUUUGGAAUUUGGAUUCGGAUUUUUCCACUUGAA
Molecule: messenger RNA, 1304 nt
Organism: Setaria italica (foxtail millet)
Lineage: Eukaryota; Viridiplantae; Streptophyta; Magnoliopsida; Poales; Poaceae
Exons: 2
Coding region: 678-1118 (146 amino acids)
Source: RefSeq, a predicted model, not a curated record